Naegleria fowleri is the source of this 612-nucleotide messenger RNA. RefSeq lists its product as uncharacterized. Lineage: Eukaryota; Heterolobosea; Eutetramitea; Acrasida; Naegleriidae. Gene Ontology annotation, molecular function: protein binding. The record is from RefSeq and is a predicted model, not a curated record. The coding region runs from base 1 to 612 and encodes 203 amino acids. The transcript has a single exon.
AUGUCGCGAAAUUUUAAAUUAGCAUCAAAUUUCUCCGAUUCGAUUUCACACUUUACAAAAUCUUCUCCAAACCGUCUUUCGCAAGAAAAAUGUCUCAACACCACCACAACGUCUCUCCCUUUGAGCUUGCCACCAAGCUCCGCAAAAUUAACCAAAACUGAUGGUGGACAAACAACACCCUUCAUUUCCUUCUCCUUCGACACUCUUACGGUCAUCUUUUCCUAUUUGUCCACUUUGGAACUCGUUCGAAAUGCCUCUCUCGUGAGUAAACUGUGGAAUGAUGUCUCUACUUCCAAUACAGUAUGGUCUCCAAGAUUCUUUCACGAGUUGGGUCCUCCCGAAUGGUUCAUUGAAAAACUAAACCAAACAUUGAAACGAACACGCAGUGGUUUGAACGAAAAAGAUUUCAUAAAAGUCUUUUAUGACGAGAAACAAGUAUUGGUCUACGAGGACGAUCCUAUGUCGAGCUAUUAUGAUAAUCCUGGGAAAGAUAUCGAAAUUCCCAAACAAAGAAACAAGACGAAAUCCACUCACUCCUCUGAGAAAAGUUCUACUGUGAUUCAUCUUUUACCUCCACAAAGGACAAUCACCCACUCCCAAAAGAAGAGAUGA